CGUAGUCGAUUGCUGCGAUGCGAUGAGAAAGGCUUUCGGCGCAAAUUGAAGAUUUUUUUAAUUAUAAUUUUAAUAUUACUUCAAGAAUUUUCCGUCUAUUCUUCCUAAGUUAAGGUAAGGGCGUAAGUUAACCUUACGGAAGCUAAGAAAAGUGAUUAUUUAUUAUGUUCUUAUAUAUUUCCUCCUGUAUCACAGCCAUGUUGAAGUAGUGUUGAUUUUAAUAAGUUUUCGUCAGUUUAUCGUUUAAUAGAAAGUUAAAGUUCUCACAAGUAUAUGUGACAGACCUAAGUUUCGUUUUGUGUUGUGAUUAAAAAAGUUGAAAGUCUUUAAAAUGAAAAGUGAUGUAAAGUGCCAUCGAUACUGGCGUCAAGGCGUUCAUAUUAAGGAAUGGAUUCGGAAGAUUCCCGUGAUGCUGGGGACACACAGUCAACAUCAAGCAGUAGUAGUUCCAGUUCUAGAAGCAGAAGGAGUUCUUCAUCUGAGAGUUCCAAGAGAGACCCUAAAUCCCCGCCACAUUCUCCUUCACCACCUAGAUCUAAUGGUCCAAGAUCUCCAUCUCCAGAGAGUAGGUCCCAAUCACCACAAAAGUCACCUAAUAACAGACCACAAACACCAGAUAACCUGAGCGGUGCACAUUCAGAUAUAAAUUCUCCAGAAAAUUCAAUGCCAGCUUCACCUGUUAGACCAAAGUCUCCUCCAGAAGCACCAAAAUCCCCAAGUGAUAUGGGCUCAAAUAUUGAUUCUCCAGAAAGGCCAGAACAAUAUUCAGCUGGUCCCAAAACACCUCAGAGCCCUACUAGUUCUGCUAAAUCACCAAUCACCCGGUCACAACCAGUCUCACCUGAUUCUGCCUCUCAAGUAACAUCACCUGCUUCUAGAAAUCCUGAACCUAGAUCCCGAUCAUCUUCACCAUCACCAGACAGGGCUUCACCCACGACAUCACCUCAAAGAGCAGUAGUUAGCAAUAAUGAAUGGGAAAAUAAAGACAAAUGGAGAAGACACACAAAAGCCGAGCAAAAAAUGGUUGCUGCACCCAGAGGAAGAAGCCAAUCAGAAUCUAGCCAGUCUAGCAAAAGUUCUACUUACAAUAAGAGGACAAAUGCCAAAGAUCCAGCUACUGAAGAAAUUUCAGAUGGGGAAAUGGAAUCUGAUCAAGAAGACAGGAAAUCAAGGAGCAAAUCAAUGACAAGUGACAAAGGAGAAAAUAAGGAGAAUAAUUUAAGCCAUGAUGAUUUAUCUGAUGUAUCAGAUUUAGAUUCUGAUGGGGGUGAAGAGAAGUCAUCAAAGACAAGACCACAUUCAAAGAAGCAAGAAGCAGUGAACGGCACUAGCAGACAAUCAUCACCUAAAUCUGAAAAGGAGAGAGAUUCACCGAAGAUGGAAAAGGUUGUACAAGAAAAGACAAGUAAUACAGAAGAUGCUGAAGAACAGUUGGACUUCGAGGCAGAGGAGGGUGAAUGUGUUGAACCUUCCAAACCAAAGGACCAGUCUAAUGGCGAAGUUGACACACAGUCAGUUGAAAAAGAUGAAGAAGUAAAACCGGGAAAACGAUCACGCGGGUCAUCGUUAGAAGAAGGUGAGGUCUCAGAUGAGGCGGAGAGAAGACCAGAAGAAAGUGAACCAAAACCUGUGUGUAGGUUCUUCUCAAGGGGUGCUUGCACUUGGGGCGUUAGUUGCCGGUUCCUCCACCCGGGUGUCACGGAUAAGGGCAACUACAACAUGUUCGAUGUGGUGCGCGGCGUGCCGCCGGCCGGCUUCCCCGCCGCGGCGCCGCGCGACUCCGCGCCGCCCGAGUCCGCUUGGGAGCGGGGCCUGCGGACCGCUAAGGAGAUGCUCCGGAUAGCGAACAAACGCAAAGAGCAAGACAUGGACUUUGAAGAGAAGAAGCUGCAUCUCUCUGUGGGCGGUGUGGUCCAUGACCCUGACGCAGAACUUGCAUAUGCGGCCGCUGCAGUGGGUGCUUCGCCCCCGCCACCGCAUGAGGUCCCACCAGCCAGGGAUACAGAUGUCUAUAGGGCAUACGGCAUGCCGUACCGCGGCCGCUACCCGCGCGCUCCGGGCGACGAGCGCGAGCGGUACUACGAGCGGGAGCGGGGCUACGAGCGGGAGCGGGCUUACGAGCGACCGCCAUACUAUGACGAGUACGGGGUGCCGCCCGAUGACGCGGCGCAUCAUAAGCGUCGCGUGCGUCCAUCCCGCGAGGUGAUAGUGCAGCGCGCGGAGGUGGAGCGGCGCGAGGGGCGGGAGGUGCGCGAGCUGCGCGACGUGCGCGACGCGCGGCGCGAGGGCCGCGAGGGACGCGAGGGCCGGGAGGGCCGCGGCGACGAGUGGGCCGACCCCUGGAUGAGGGCCGAGCCGGCCGCGCGCCGCCGCCGCGCCCCCUCCAGCGACGACUCGUACUCCUCCUCCAGCUCUUCUAAUUCCAGUUCGCGCAGUUCGGGAACGCCGGGAACGAGGCGCAAGAGGAGGGCCUCGUCGUCUUCGAGACAAAGGCUGUCCCCGUCGGUGAUAGUCCGCGAGCGGCGGCUGGCGAGCGCGCGCGCGACCGCCAUGAACCCGCCGGCGCCGCGCCGCCGCGCGCCCUCGCCCGCCGCCGCGCGCCAGCUCGCCGCCAACCCGCCCGCGCCCGCCUCGCACCGCCACAAGGAUGAAAUAGAUCCGUAUGGACGUACCAAAGUAUCGAGCCGAAGUCGUAACAGAAAAAAGUAUUCCCGUUCUUCAUCUUCUGGUUCAGAAUCAUCAUCGUCAUCGAGCGAGUCGGAGAGUGAAUCUCGCUCAUCAUCAACAUCUGGCAGUUCGGGAGCGAGACGAGCGAGGAACGCUCGCCUGCUCAACGCUGCUGCUAGACCUAGGAUGAAUGCGAAGUCUACGGCCGGACUAGCAGCGGCCGUGGCAGUUAGCAGUAAGAAGGAGGCAUCAAGCGAGAGAGAGAUUGGCGGCAAAAAACGUUCAGCGACAUCACCGGUAGGUGGCGCUGCACCAGCGAAGAAGUCCGUCUCGAGGCGAGAGGAACUGCUUAAGCAGUUGAAGGCCGUCGAGGACGCUAUAGCCAGAAAGCGUUCCAAGAUAUAACUAGUGUUGAGAACCUUUGGCCUUUACUGGCUUUGGACUAGUGUUGUGCUCUAUGUAAAUCGGUUUUGUGCUUUACUGUUUAGCGAAGGUGUUUCAUUAUCUGUGUCUUUUUUUGUACUAUUAUAAUGUGUUGUAAUGUGAUCCAACUGAGAAGAAAAACGGCAAUGACCUUUAUGCGUCUAAUUUCAUUUGAUUGAAUAUAAAUUCGACGUGUUUUAGGAAUUUGGCAUUCCGAUUUUAAUUAUAACGAAAGAUAAUUUAACAUCAAUAUACAAUAGUAUUUAUCGAUUAUUGAUCCUCUUACUCUUUUAAUAUUUGCCAUCAGGCUAUGUUAUAGCCUACAUUAAGCUUAUUUUGUAAUUUGAGAAUGUAUAUGAUUUCAUUAAAUCCAAUACGAGAGAGUAUCAAAUUCAAAUAAGAAGAGGUUUAUGUGUUAAAACACAUACAUUCCAUGGAAAUUUAAAAUUUAACAUUUUUGCUUCUCAAUUGAACAGAAGAUAGGUAAGAUAUUGUUUAUGAGCCACAAAAUAAUAUUAGAAAUCGGUUUUCAUUCAAUGUAUUAAUACCAAAAGAAAGGCUUGAGCUCAAUUUAUUAAGAGAUAACAAAAUGUUGGUACAAUUUCUAACAAUGAAUUACCUUUGUUAUAUUACUGAAACCAUAUUGUUUGUGAUCUAAGAUUUACAUAGAAGCAUUUUGACUUUCAAAAUAUUUUGCUAUAUGACAGGAGUGUACGCAAUCAGUACAAACUCGAUGACAAGUCUUGAAUAAUUAUGUUUGGUGUAAGUAAUAGUGGCUUUACUAACCAUGUUACUGUAUUUAUGAGGCGAAACCCUGCUUAUAGAUGAAUACAAAAAUAAAAUGUUAAUGGUAAAUAAGGAUACAUUCUCGUAAAGGUUUUGUAGUAAGGCCGUAGGUGUUAGUUAAGUGUAUUACACCUGUAUAUGCAUAUGUUUGUAUCAAUUUAAAUGCAAGUGUAACAAAUUAUUCAAUGUUAUCACAAAGUGGAUAAUUUGCAAAGUGAGGUUUGUGAUUGUAGUGACUGGACGAGUAAAGAAUAAAUGCAUUAGUUUUGUA
This is a messenger RNA of Zerene cesonia (dogface butterfly), 4147 nucleotides long. RefSeq names its product zinc finger CCCH domain-containing protein 18. The record is from RefSeq and is a predicted model, not a curated record. Gene Ontology annotation, molecular function: metal ion binding. The transcript is spliced from 16 exons. Bases 388 to 3072 code for a protein of 894 amino acids. NCBI's taxonomy places the organism in Eukaryota, Metazoa, Arthropoda, Insecta, Lepidoptera, Pieridae.